CAAAUAGACAAGCUUGAGGGAGACAUAAAAUUGUCCCCGAACGUAGCAGCGCUUGUCGCCGAGGGCGUAAGAAGAACAAAAAGGCCACACACGACAAGGGGUGCUGUAAAUAACAAGAUCUACUUGUGGAGCAAUGGUCAAGUGCCUUACGAGAUUGAUUCGGUGUUUGGUAAGUGUUGUAUAAAAGGCUCUUAAACUUAGCCCAAGGAGCCACCUUUACUCGAACUUUCGUACUUUUUGUAAGGUAAUAACAAUGUAUUAGUACUAUCUGGCGAAAGUAACGCCACGAAGCGCGGCGUCAAGGAGGCCUUUGCCGUCAAACAAAGACACCCAUCUCUGAAGAGGAAAGAGGGACUGGGUCUCCCGGCCAAUUACAAUCCUCUCCUGGGAAUACGUAACAACCUUUCAUUUUGUAACCUGACAUUUAACAUUGCUGAAGAAGUUCGAACGAUUCAAACGAAAUAUUCGAUUUUGUCUUAAUUUUUGCUCUGAGUCUGAAAUUUGUAAUCUAAAUGUCGUCGAGAUGGCAAAUAAGAAAAAACCUUUUUGGUAAUCGUGUUAAUAGAUUGAGCCUAGCAAUUAUGUCAUAUUGAACGGUUCCAAGUGAAAGAAGUGUACGGUCAAAAUUUUCAGCCUAAAAUGGAUUUAGAUAUUUUAUUUACUUAAGAUCAGAUGCUUUCAAGAUGAAAAAUACUCACAAAAACUUUUCCUAGAUUCUUACCCCAGCGACAGAAAAGCAAUAUUGGACGCCAUUUAUGAGAUGGAGUUGAUAUCCUGCGUUCGUUUUACCCCAAGGACAAACCAACAGUAUUACCUGCGAUUCAUCAGGAGCUCCGGGUAAGUGGAAAUUUAUGGCUUGCUUAUAAAAUGUUUGAUGUUUCAUUCACGAUUGAAGAGUGACGCCGGAAGCUUCAAUAGAAUGGAUUGGAUUCCCUAUUACUAUAAAAUAUUGAAUAUAAAAAUCGAAUAUAAAAAUCAGCAAAUACCGACAUACUGUGUUGGAGUAUGGUCUCCUCUAGCUUGAAAAAACGGCCGACGUUUCGCGACACCACCACUGGUUUCUGUAAAAUAACGUCUGAGGAACGACUACCCAAAUCUUGAGGAUAAUCUCAGGAUAAUCACACAACACAUGUGGGAGCUUUUGGUUUGAAUUAUUCCAGUCUCUUUGAUAUGGAAGUCCUCUCCCCGAGCGUAAACAAAAUUGAUUACAAAUUCCCGGCCGUGAUGGAUAAUAUUUGCUGGUAAUGAUAUAAAGACGCUAAUAAGGCUGCAGUGGCUUAUCCUCAGCGGAUCAAGGCGAGACGAAGUUAAUGUAUAAAGAGGGAGUAAACAGUGCGUCCUAUACUACUAUCACCAUAGAUCUGUAAUAAUAGAUUAACCUUAUUCAGACCGAGGGAGGAGUUGAGCCUUCACUUCACUAAAAAGUUGAAUAACUUUUGAAGCCUUCAAGCUAUGAACGGCCACAUUAAGCAAUGUUUCCAAAUCAUUUCUGAGAAACGAGCGCAGAAAUUCCAUACUGAUAACGCAACACUACCCAGAUCUGGGUAGUGCUUCGAUUGGUCGAGCAGCGUGGGAACUUUGAUUCAACCAAUCAGAAGCACUACCCAGAUCUAGGUAGUGACGUGUCAUCAGUAUGGAAUCUCUGCGCUCGUUUCUCAGACGUCAUUUGGCGGGGAAAACAGUGUUAGCGUCACCAAAUGUCGGCUGUUUUCUCAGGCUACCAAAACUUUAUCUGGGAACAUUUGAAAAUCGUCGUGACGUUUCGUCGACAUUGACGCUACCGUAGAGUUUUUCAAAAUUUGCAUUUUUCCUAUUUAAAAACGUUUUGUUCCUAUUUUUACUUAUUGAAUUAUACAUCAAUAAUUGAGUAUUAUUUACAGAAGCUCCCCCACCCCCGGCACCUGGAAAAAAAAAAAAGCUAGAAGCAGCAGAAAACACCGUUCUCUGUUUACUAACCGAAAUGAAAUUAAGUAUUUUCGAUUCAUGCUAAUAACUCAGAGCACUUGGUUUCGGGUAUGCAUAUGAAGAUGGGUAUUAAUAAAAGGUUUCACAGAAAUAAAUAAAAUUAUUUUUCGGGAAAAUUUGAAAAUCGUUGUUUCGUUUCUUUGAAAUUGGCGCUUACUUAGAGUUUUUUAAAAUUUUCAUUUUUUCUUUUUAAAAAAUUUUUUUUUCUAUUUUUUCUUAUUUAAUUUAAAAACAAAAAAUGAGUAUUAUUUACAGAAGCCCCCCCCCCCCCGGUCACAGGAGCAAAAAAAAAGUCUGUAAGGUUAAUAUAUAACUCUCUGUGUUGUACUCUGGCUAGAUGUUGGUCUUACGUUGGUCAAGCACAAAUCUCAGGAGGUCAGUCAGUCAGUAUAGGACAUGGAUGUGGUUCAAUUCCAACUGUCUCACAUGAAUUAAUGCACGCUUUGGGGUUCUUUCACACGAGCUCCCGUUAUGAUAGAGAUUCCUAUGUUAUUGUCAGGCAAGAUAAUAUCAUUCAAGGUAAGGGUUUUGAUGGAAGAAGAUAGACCAUUAAAGGCAAGCAUUUAGCGCGCUUUUCAGCUGAUUACGGAAAGAAGUGUGUGUUUGUUUAUAUUUGUAUUAAUGCACUUUCUUAUCUUCUGUUGCUCUUAAGGGUAUGAAGCCAACUUUCAGAAAUACACUCACGCUCAGAUAGACCGACUGGAAGCCCCGUAUGAUAUGAGGUCACUAAUGCACCUACCUCAGAAUGCCUUUAGUAAGAAUGGCUUUUCCACAUUGGAAGCACGUGCAGGAAGUCAUGUGGUGUUAGGAUCGAAGUCAGGCCUGUCGGAGGUUGAUAAAGCACAGCUCAAUCUGCUUUACGGUUGCACAGGAUACCCAAGUGGGUAACGGUGGGACGUUUUAUAGGUUUGCCUAACAUAGAGAACUGGGAGAACUGUUUAAAACACCCCAAAUCAUGUUUUGUUUGUUUGGUUGUUUUUUGAGAUACUAGAUAGUAGGAUACCGUCAAACCCCAAAACACCACAGCUAACUUGUAGGGGGAGCGGUUUGGCGUGAGAGAGGGAAAUUGCCGUCGUAGACAAGUUAAAACAGAGGGUGUCCACUAGGAAAAUAUGUGGCCUAGCGUUUUGAAGAGGUGGCCAUUUGGUUCGACUGUAUUUAAGGCCAUUUAGUUACUGUAACAAGAAUAUGUGGGUUGAGAUUGCUGUUGGUUGCCUUUUCUGCUCCAAGAGCUUUUUUUCAUUUCGAGUACUCCACAAUUCCUCUCUCUUCAAAAACGAACAUUUGUUUUCAAAGUGCGAUCUCGAAAAAUCCCAAAUUAGUUUGGGAAAUAAUUAAAUAGUUUCUCGCACUUUUACUGAGUUGCCCGAGAUUUUUUUGAACGAUGUUUGUAUUGGACGUCAACUUCCGUUGUGCUUUAGAAAGAAACUGCUUGAAAACUAAGCCGCAACUUUUACCGCACUAAAUCCUUUCUAUUUCUGAUCAGGUUGCUUCAAAGCCUUUGGUAUGGAAUCUUUUCACAUCCCGGAUUCCCAAAUUACCGCCAGCUCGUAUCAACAGUACUUUGAGCCAUCUCGGGGCAGGUUGCAUAUGACAGUAAGCGCCUCGGGGAAUGGUGCGUGGUGUGCAAAGCAAAACUACCAGCUCGGAGAAUGGCUACAGGUUAGAUGACAUACAAAAAGUAAAAAUAUCGAUGUAAACAAGCUGCAGAUGAAACGAAUGAUAAAUCCACAGGCCGGCGUGAUAAAAAUAAAUGCCGUUUUGGAAAAUUAAACAUACUUUGGACCCGAGCGUUGUGUUGCGCGGAGCAGCCCAACAGGACAGAAAGAGUACUUGAUCCUGAAGACCACCAAAUGGAAAUUAAUGGCUUUAAUACAAUUUUCCUUUCUGCUCAAUCCGGCUUGUGUUUUUUUUUCUUUCAAUAUUUUCAAAGGUGGAUCUGGGAGGUCUGAAAAAGGUAACAGGAUUUGCCACGCAAGGCAACAUGGACUGGCUUAGAGAUUCUUGGGUAACGAACCUUGAGGUUAUGAGUAGCCGUGAUUCUGUAAACUGGUAUAAAGAAUUUAACGGAAAGGUAAAUAAUACAGCUACUUAUUACCUGGCGUGUUUUCCUGUUACCAUGUGCGAGAAUUUUAAUAUGUAGAUAUGUGGCGGGAAAACUAGUCACGUGAUCUAAGAACUGAUUUUUGUUUGAGAACUAAGGUGCCUUGUAGUCGUGGAGCCGAUCGAGUGUACAGGAUCGAAUUUUUAUGAAGAAUCGAUGGCGAUGAAACCUUUCAAGUGUGUAAAAGAGUAUGGAAUUUUAAAAUGUGAACAUGUGGAGAGAUUUGCUUCUAGAAGAGUGAAGAAUUAAUCAAUUGCCAAAAUCGAAAUUGCAAGAGUGUAUCACAUAUAGUCAACUGUGACACAAUUCAUUUUCACACACCCUUAUAUUUUAGAUCGAUGUUUCAUGCACAAAAAUGUCAAAAAAGCUGCAUCAUGAACCUGUUGGUCUCUAAUGCUUAAUUAAGGAGCCUCGGUUAGAGAAUAUAUGCAGUUUUAGGUUAAUUAUGUGGCACACACGAAAUGCUUCAUUAGAGUGACAAAGAAGACCGGAAAUCAAUUUCAUCAGGGAGGACUAUUAAUCAUAAAUAUUUUUGGUGAUUAGUGCGGGCAUAGUAUCAAAACGUGAAAAAAAUGGCGCAAUUCUUUCACUUUUUCACCCAUGUCCAUCCUUGCUAUCCCAUAUCCGUUUCAACAGAGAGCAGGAAACAGUUCCAGUGCGUAAAAUAUAGUCUUAAUUAAAGAAACUGACCAUUAUAUUUAGAAUUUAAUUGACGCGAAGACACGUUUUAUCUUUUUUAAAAGAUAGCAAACAGCUUAAAAUGGCCCCUUUAUAAAAACAACCCCUGAGCCGACAUGCAUACGUAUAUGCUUGAGAAGUCCGUGACAAUUUGGACCCACUAGAAAGCCUCACAAUAUUUUUCUCCGUACUUUUUCUUGUAUUACAAUGACCAAUGUUUGUUUGCUGUAUGUUUAUCGCUUUUAGAUGGUCAGUGCAAACAUUGAUGCGAACUCAGCUCAGUAUAACGAGGCACCGGCCCCUUUCAUCGCUCGAUACGUUCGGUUUAUACCGAAACACUGGUACAAUGACAUUUGUAUGAGAGUUGAGAUCUACGGCUGCGACUGUAAGUUACAUUUUAACUGA
Molecule: messenger RNA, 5152 nt
Organism: Porites evermanni
Lineage: Eukaryota; Metazoa; Cnidaria; Anthozoa; Scleractinia; Poritidae
Source: the annotation of a GenBank genome assembly